AUGGAGGAAAAGCCUUUCAAAGUCCACCCUGGGCCCCUGGCUAUCCUCUCACUCAGCCCUGGCUCAGGGCAGCUCCCAACAAUCACCCCCUCCCCAUCCCCACCCCGGCAACUGAGUCUCGGCCCUGGAUGGGCUCAGGAUCCCCGCCCCCAGCCUGCUCUUCCUUCCCUCCCCAAUUCUCCACGGCCCUUGGCUUCCCUCGGUGUAUGUGGCCCACAGGCGUUGGCCAAGUCUUCGGGCCACCGUGGCUCAGGCAAGUCGAGCCCGCACGACAUCCGGAAUCUGUGGACCACGGCCACGCUGUCGCAGCCGAAGCUGAAUGUGCCGCUGCCUACUGUCCGUGAGGACUCGGAACUGGAGGGCAGCAGCGUAGGCGGCAAGACUCGCUGGUCUUACAACCAAAAGGCUGGCCACGGCUCGGACGGUGGCUGGGAAGAAUCGGAUGACGGAGAGGACAAGGACAACUUCAAGCCAGAGGAGCUGGACGAGCACGCCUUGAUGGAGCUGGAGAUGCGCCGCGGCAGCUCCCUGGGAGGCCCUUUAGAGGAGGACGAUUCCAAGACCGACAGCGAAAAGCCUUCCUCAGUGUCAUCGCUCAAUAUCUCGAAGCACACACCCCAUCGAGCGUACUGGGUGGAGCAGCAAAGCAGGCUGCCCCUGCCCCUGACUGAACUCAUGGAGAAUGAAGCUCUGGAAAUCCUCACCAAAGCCCUCCGGAGUUACCGAUCGGAGAUCGGCCGGGACCACUUCCUGACCAAGCAGCUGCAGCGAUACAUCGAGGGGCUCAAGAGGCGCCGGAACAAGAGGCUGCAAGUCAAGGUGAUCUGAGAGCACCGCUUCGGGCUCGAGUGACCGCCCGACUCCAGCCCUGGUCCCAGAUCCAAGCCCGACUCUGUCCACGUGGAUUUUGAGCCCUAGAGAAAUAAAAGAGUCUU
Messenger RNA from Balaenoptera ricei (Rice's whale), 935 nucleotides. RefSeq names its product catsper channel auxiliary subunit zeta (gene CATSPERZ). NCBI's taxonomy places the organism in Eukaryota, Metazoa, Chordata, Mammalia, Artiodactyla, Balaenopteridae. The transcript has 5 exons. The coding region runs from base 1 to 828 and encodes 275 amino acids. Gene Ontology annotation, cellular component: sperm principal piece; CatSper complex. Gene Ontology annotation, biological process: sperm capacitation; flagellated sperm motility. The record is from RefSeq and is a predicted model, not a curated record.